Emiliania huxleyi CCMP1516 is the source of this 3324-nucleotide messenger RNA. Its product is annotated as cytochrome P450 24A1, mitochondrial precursor (P450-CC24) 24-hydroxylase. The record is from RefSeq and is a predicted model, not a curated record. Gene Ontology annotation, biological process: lipid metabolic process. NCBI's taxonomy places the organism in Eukaryota, Haptophyta, Isochrysidales, Noelaerhabdaceae. The transcript is spliced from 8 exons. Gene Ontology annotation, molecular function: heme binding; iron ion binding; monooxygenase activity. Bases 1 to 3324 code for a protein of 1107 amino acids.
AUGUGCAUGAAGGUCCCCGGCCCCGCCUCCUUUCCCGUCAUCGGCAGCACGUGGUACCUGCUGCGCCACGGCGGGCCGUCGCGCAUGGUCCAAGUGCUCCAAAGGCUGUACGCAGACCACGGCAGCAUUGUCCGACUGAGCGCUCCCGCACAGGAGGCCGUCAUCAUCUUUGACCCCGAAGUGUACAUGGACGUCCACCGUGCGGGUGGCUCGUGUCCUUGGGGUGCAACCGAUGCUCUCUGGCCCCUCCACGAGUACUUUCGUCUCCGCGUCGCGCCGCUGCCGAGCGGGCAGCCGAUGGCGUUUGGCUCUGGCGAUUGGAUGCGGGUGCGGCGAGGCAUGCAGAAGAGCUUCUUUGCUCCACGCGACGCCGCCGAGUACACCACCGCACUGAAUGCCGUCGCGCGAGACGCAGCUCGGAAGCUCGGCGGCGGCGGCGGAAGUGCCGGCGGCGGGCUGCAGCACUUUUUGCAGCGGCUGAGCUUUGAGAUGAUCUGCUCGGCGCUGCUUGGGCGGCGGAUGGGCGCGCUGGAGGGCGACGAGCCUCUGCUGGCCGCAACGGUGCGGUCCAUGGAGUGCGCGAGCAGCAUGCUGAUGAGCCCGCUGCAGCACUGGCACGCCCGCUUGAACACGCCGACGUGGCGCGGUUGGGUGGCGAGUCUCGACUUUAUGCUGCUGCGGUCGCACGAGCACGUCUCCGCCUGCAUCUCUCACCCGACGCCCUCGUACGUAGACGCCCUGCUGCGGCGCGGGGAGCUGACUGCCGCGGAGAUCUCUGCCAACGUGCCUGGGCUGAUGAUGGCGGGCUUCGAGACUGUCGCUGCCACGCUGCACUGGACCCUGCUGCACCUGGCCCUGCAGCCAGCGGCGCAAGAGAGACUGCACGCGGAGCUCAGCAGCGUGCUGGGGCGAGACGCCGACCCGUGUCGGGAAAGCGUGCAGCGGAUGCCCUACCUGCGCGCGGUCCUGCGUGAGGCAACCAUUUCCUUCCCAACGUCUGUCCUCUUGACGCUGCCGGACCCGCUGGAGGUGCAGCUCCCUUCGGGGGGCGCGGCGCGGCUGCCCUCGGGAGCGUGGCUCGCCUUCUCCCCCGUCGGACUCGCGACAGACCCGGCGCACGUCGAGGCCCCCACCGAGUUCCGGCCCGAGAGGUGGGUCGACGCCGCCGCCGUCCAAAGGGAGCGCGCCUGGCCGCUCUUCGACCACCCACUCAUGCGCGAUGGCUUCAGCCACGGCCCGCGGAUGUGCCUCGGCGCGCGUAUCGCCCAGCUCGAGCUGUGGCUGGCGGUGUCGCAAAUCGUCAGGGCGCACCGGCUGAGAGUCGACGGCCCGCGGCACUACGCCGUCGCAAAUCAUGCGUCAACCUACCCCGAUCCAGCACCGAGGAUCGUGUUUGAGCCACGUUGGACUUCGCCGCGGCUCGCCAAGAAGCGCUUGAGCACCUCGCUUUGCUUUGAGCAGUCGCUUGUGCACCUCUGGACACCUGCGAUGGAUUUACGUGUGCUGGCGCUCGUGGCCAGCAUCUCGCAUGGCAUCACAGCCUACUGUACCUGCCCUGCUAGCGCGCAGUACUGCCAGCGCGAGUACCUGGGCUCUGACACGUACUGCUACACGGGAUCGCUGCGGGAUUGGGGCGAUUACUGCAACGGAGGCGAAUGCACGCACGAUUACGGCACUGAGAUGUGCGUCGACAAACCGGCUCACUUCGACAAGGCCGCCGCGGGUACCACCAGCGUCUCUGGAGAGCGCUGCAUGCUCAACCACGGCACCAGCCUCUGCGAGUGCGGCGGCGCACAAGACUCCGCAAUCUGCGAACGGUGCGAAGGCUCCGCCUGCCAGUGCCAAGCGCCAGACUCGCCAGAUUGCGGUGCCUGGGUCAACGCAUGGUACGGAGGUCUUUGCAAUGGAAAAGAGGAGCGAAAUUGCAAGGGACUCACUGCGUCUGCAGCCGCCCUGUCCUCUACUGCCUACUCGGAAGAAGACAACCAUAUUUGGGGCGAGCCUCGCUUGGGCUUCCCGGGACUCGGAGACUGGAUCCAUGUUGGCGAUGUCGAAACCGAGGUGCGUGUCAGAAUCUACGUCAACGAGCCGCUUGGAAUCCUUGGCAUCGGGUUUCGAGGCACAGAGUCUUGGGACGAAUGGUGGGUCAAUGCGGACACGCUCUUGGACGACUGCAACAUCUUCCUAAGCUCGGACUGCGGACGAAUCCACGGUGGAUUCCAGGGCGCGUUCCUGGACGACGCAUUCAAGCAGGAGAUGAAUACAAAGAUCGACUUUGCAGUUACAACAUUUGCGAUUCAAAAGAUCCUUGUCACUGGCCACAGCCUUGGCGGCGCUCUGGCGACGGUCGGCGCCUACUACUUGGCCAAGCAGAACCCUGGUUGGGGAUCCGCGAUGCAGGUCGUCACGUUUGGAUCCCCGCGCGUGGGAGAUGCAGCUUUCGUCGAUGCCUACCGGCUUGUCGUACCGUAUACGAUCGCAUACGCCGGCAGUUGCUCCUCCAGCGCAUCUUCCACUGGCCUUGCCUACGCUGCCGGAGCUAGCGGCUAUAAGCACGUAUAUGAGACGUGGGAGACGGCGGAUGACCAUAACGGGGACUACACUUUUGCUGCGGGUUGCCACUUAAUGGACCCCGUCUACAUCCCGCACGUGAUGAAGAAGAUGCAGGAAGAGAUCGCCAUUUCGCCUUGUGCUUCCGGCAUUGCCGAGUGCGGCGCCAGCGGCUGCUCGUGCAUCGACGUUGCCAGCGAUUUCCUCGGUUUCGGCAACAUCUCGGCCUACUGCUUUGACGAGUACUAUGGUGAAGCGAUACGCACGUACUGUCCCAGUACGUGCCUCGUUUGCUUGCCGGCCACCAAGAGGAACAUCCUCUCAAAGCUGGCCCAGCUGGCCGGCUUUGCAUCCGCACCUCUCGGUUCGACCCUCGAAGUCACCGCCGGAAGCGUCAUUAUCGUCGCCAAGUUUCCGGUGGUCACGCAGUCGGAAGCCAGCGCGGCGCAAAGCAGCCUCACUCAAUCCUCCGUGGCCGCUGGCCAGGAUUCCUUCGAAGCGCAGAUUGGACCUAUUCUUGCUACAGUGGGUGCCUCCGUCAACGAUGCCGUCGUGGUCGAGGUCGAAGAAGACCCGAAGCCAACUAGCAGCGGCUCCCCUGUGGUCGCCAUUGCCGUAGCAGCGGCUGGGGUGGCCGUCGUGGCUGCCCUCGGCGGUGGCUUCUACUACAAGAAGAAGCGACGCGCUCACGCGCCAUCGAACUCGGCGAUGACCAAGAUUGAGCAUGGUAGCAAACCUGAACCGGUGAAUGACGCGGACGCCGAAGCGCCGUAG